Molecule: messenger RNA, 4475 nt
Organism: Xyrichtys novacula (pearly razorfish)
Lineage: Eukaryota; Metazoa; Chordata; Actinopteri; Labriformes; Labridae
Source: the annotation of a GenBank genome assembly
GUUUACCGACUGCCACAACAACAAAGAAGAAGCUGCUCAGGCUAAAGAGGCGGAACCGGAGUCUCAACCAUCUCAAUAAAGGUUCGUUUACCUCUUAAAACAUCGUAUAUAGAAAAACUUCAUGUUGUCUUGUGUUUUAUAUAAUAUUCUUGUGUUUUAUAGCCGUGUGUGUUUUCACUCCUGCAAGAGCUCACGGGAAGGUUUGACUGAAAGCACCAGUUAGCAUUGGUGGCUAACAGCGAUCAGCUGAUUAGUGUCACUGGAGAUGUUACAGGAGACUGUAGCUGCGUCCGAAUUGCCAAGUAGUAGUCGAAGUAGUAGUCGAAGUAGUAUCUAGCAUGUCCGAAUUGGCCACCGGAGCGAGUAGCAUGCUACUUCAGAUACUACUUCAGAUGCUAGACACGCCCACAUUGUAGGUUGGUCUCGGUGCAUCCUACGGACAUGCUACUGACCCAAAAUGCACCGCGGGCUUCUUCUUCGUCCUCUUAAAAGUUGUAGAAGCGCAUGUGAUGCUAGCGCCACCAGCUGCUCUGCCUAUUUAAAAGUGUCGCGAACGCCGGCUGGCCACAGCAGCGCGCACCAUGGCGGAGCAGCAGCAGCAGCAGGCGGGACCGCAGCAGUACAGAUGUAAGUUUCAUGUAACUUCACACACUGUCCUAAAAAAUGUGCGGUUGUAUCUCUUUGUCAUGUCAUGGUGUCAUAUUUGCCCAAGUAAUCAUUUUAUGAGCAAAUAUGUGGCGACAUCAUGGAGGUAAAGCUCACUUAUUCCAUCAUUAAACUGCACAGCUGCAGUACUACAGCCAGGCCCGCAGAUGAGGAGCUUCAGUUACCACUGUCUGCACGGGCGCAGUACCUACUCUCUGCCUGCGGGGGUCGUCUUUCCCCACCGCUCGUCUAGUGUGUCCGAAUUGGGCCAACGUUUUUAGUAUGUAGGAGUAGGAUCUAGCAGUAGCACGUAGCAGUAGCAUGUAGUAUCCGAGCGGGCAGUUCGGACGCAGCAUGUGUGAUGGUUGCAGCAAAUAGAGGGUUUUAUUUGACUUUAUUACUGCUAAGUUACUUGUGUGUAUGCCCCAGUAAAUGCCAGUUAGCGUUAAAGUUACCUUGUAAGAAUUCUAACCCAUUAUAGUUCUAUUUUAUUUUGAUGGAAUGAUAGAGAAAGUCUCGGUUUACUUAAGCAAACAAGUCAUCAGCUGCUAGUAAACAAGAGGUUUACUUAUCACUGGACUGCCUGUGUGUGUUCUUGUCUUCACUUUCCAUCAGAAAAUGGACACUCGCUUCACUCGAGGGAAAUCCACUAUCCUGGAGCGACCUCUAACCCGACCAAAGACGGAGGUCAGCAUCAGCGCCUUCGCCCUCCUCUUCUCAGAGAUGGUGCAGUAUUGUCAGAGCCGGGUCUACUCUGUGUCCGAGCUGCAGACCCGGCUGGCCGACAUGGGUCAGAGUGUGGGGGCCAGCAUGCUGGAUGUGCUGGUGCUGAGAGAGAAGAACGGGAAGAGGGAGACCAAAGUGCUCAACAUGCUGCUCUUCAUCAAGGUGAACACAAUAUUUCAGAGAAGUGCUGGUUCAUGUCUAACUCAGUGUUAUGGUGUGUUUGACUCUAAAUUAAUAUCCCUUUAACACCCCCUACCACACAUCAGCUCAGCCGUUCUCACAAAAAAUUAACUGAGAGGCUGGCUGGAAAAAUUGACAUUUGACAUUUGAGAACUGCCAUUUUCCUCUCCACUACAGGUAAACGUCUGGAAGUCUUUAUUUGGGAAGGAAGCGGAUAAAUUGGAGCAGGCCAAUGAUGAUGACAAAACCUACUACAUCAUUGAGAAGGAGCCACUGAUCAAUGCGUACAUCUCUGUGCCCAAAGAGAACAGCAGCCUGAACUGUGCUGCUUUCACUGCCGGCAUCGUAGAGGCCAUCCUCACACACAGCGGCUUCCCUGCCAAAGUGACGGCUCACUGGCACAAAGGCACCACGCUGAUGAUCAAGUUCAAUGAGUCGGUCAUAGCCAGAGACAAAGCUCUGGACGGAAGAUAAAAAAGACUGCAGGGUAUCAGCAGUUUUUGUUAACCUGGACUUCUGAAGAUACAUUUUAAAGAUGUAGGGGAGUGUUGGACCUGCUCAUAUAAGAGGACUUGAUGUUUGGGUGGAUGACUGCGCCAUCCUGGACCACACUGUGAGGGAAAACAUGCAGCUCUUUGGCGAAAUGAAACAAAAACAUCCCUGGUUUUCUCACUGUUAGUAAUGACUUACAGUCUUAAUGUUACAAAAUGUUAAAUUUACAGAGAAAGGUCCAGAAGUAUGAGAUCAUUCCUCUCUUACACGUAAUAAACUAGUAACCCUGGUUACCAUUAGCAACCAGGUAAGAUUUAAAUUGAAUUGAAUUCGUAAUGUGUUGUAGUGCUAUUGUAUUACACUAAGACGCUAUGUAUCAGCUGUGAGCAUUUACACCCAUUUUCUGCAACAGGAAUGCAGUUUUUUUUAGCUUGUACUGUUAUUGUAUUUAAUGAGUGAAUAACCAGUUUGAUUAAUGGCACACAGACAAUACAUUUCCUUUUAGGGAUAAAUAAAGUUCUUGUAUUAGCUCUUACUACAGAUAUGUUUGUACUUUCGUCAGUGUCUUCUGUCACAAAAUGAAAUGUUCUAUUUUGUACUGCUAUUAAUGAUUGCUUUUGUGAAAAUGAGUGAAAAAGUUGUGAUUAUAAAACAUAAAGAUAGAUAAAUCUCACACCAAGAAGUUCAGGAAACAUUUUUUCUUUUCUAAAACUGAUUCUUACACCUUCAAAUGAGUAUGUGUUUUGGAGAAAAGGACCUUGAUGACACUCGUUUCAUGAAAAAAAAAAACACCAUUAUAUUGGUAGAAAAACUGAUUUCAAAUAUUUUUCUGGCUUGUGCUAACAUGAAACUCACAGUUCCAGUCCCAUUCUUAGUUAGUGUCAAACAACAAUUUGCCAUAAGCACAGUGGGUUUUUUUGUGGCCUAUAGAUUUGAACACUAGAUUGUGGCACCAACUAGCAAACUGCCAAUAUCUGAUGUUGCAUUUGAGAUAAUAUCUGAUGUCAAUACUGGUCCUGAUAUCAAAAAGUUUAAAGAAAAUAAAUCUGGAUCUUCAGCUUGAGGAUUUUACAAAAGAUUAAACUGUUAACUUGAUACUUGCUACAGGUGGUUAGUUCAGUGUGAGACUACCUAUAUCUGUUCAAAUGUAAUAAAUGUGACCUGGUUGACCUGAUGUUACUGGGAGUUCUAUGCAAAGCUAGAUUUUCUGAUUUCUUCUCAAGAAGAGGUUUUUACAUAGGCAAAAAGAAAGCUCAGUCAGAAAGUGCAAACUACAUCUGUCUUUGAAAAAACAGUCUCAUUGUAGUGGUACAUAAGUAAAAUGACUGUAUUUGACAUGGCAGGUAUUUUAAAACAGAAAAGACCCACUCAGGUCUUCAUCAGGGCUGUUGUCAGCAGAAUCUCUGAUGGAGAUAAAAAUAAAGCCUGAAGUAUCCAAAGAGCAGCUGUACAUGACAGAUACAAAGACCCAGCAGCGCUUCAACUCCUUUUGUGACCAGAUUUUUCUGUUUCCAAGCUGGCCAUGCUAAACUAAGCUGCAGCCAUCCUUUAGGACACUGAUUUUCAAGCUUUUGGUCACAAUCUCUGGGGUUGGCAGAUGGUUUUGGAUUUAAAGAUGUAUAAAAAAUGAAGUGGUUUCUGUGUUACAAUACCUGAUCCAGUGACUGUGGUUAUUUCAGUGCUGUUUCAGGCUGCGCGUUACCUGUGUGACGGCUGCAGGAGAUGGUUCUGGCUUGCAGGGCCAUCGUGUUCACAAACAGGCAGUGACUUGAAAAGGCUGAGAACUUCUGCUGUAGGGGAACUGUUUUGGGGGGACUGAAACUGAAGGAACAAUUUGCAAAAAACGUUUAAUCUUGAUCAGAGCUUCUUUUCAAACUUGGGAGUUUAGUUUUUUGUUAUUCAGGUUUGGUGAGAGCAAGUUUACUGUUAUGGCAUAUUUCAGCCACAAGGCAAUUCAAAGCGCUUCAGAUGAACAUGAAAACAUCAGAGGAAGACAUUUCAAAAUCAUUCAAUAGGCCGUUAAAAACUUUGAUUAUAACAAAAGAAAAAGGUUAAUAUUUACAAGGUAUUCUUAUGCAUAAAAGUGUGACUUAAAAUAUGUCAUGAACUGCAACAAAAAUAACUUCACAAAAUGAAUACAUUUUUCUAAUUAAAAUAAAAAAGAUUUUCUUGACUAAAAAAAACACGAAUGAGAAACUGCAUGCAGGACAAAAACAUCCUCGAGAAACACUGUUCAUAAAAAAGACUGUCGAAGCAGCUUCACAUUUAUCAUUCUUAAAGUAUUGAAACUUAAAAUUUUAUUUUUUGCAUUCCAAAAACUACUUUUCUGUUCCAAAUCUCCCAGCUGUAAAACACUUUGGUUCAAAAUUUGUAUUUAAAGUGCCCAAUAAAUAAAAAUGAAUAAAUAAAUAGAUAAAAUAAAUAAAAAUAAA